CUUGGCUGGUUCGUAACGGAAAGGCUCGUAGAAAUACGUACGGUACGGUACGAUGAAAUUCAGAAAAAAUCUUUUCCGAAGCAGAAAACAAUCAUUACAGUACGUUCUAUCCAUCGGCUGACCAUUAGGAUGCGAAAUGGGACCAGAUACCAGGCGAUAGUGUGGCGUCGUUCUCGUCCAAUGCAGCACGCACUCACUUGCACUCCUCAUUGCCAAAACCAGUUUUGCGGCUUCCGAGAAGUCCGACAGGAUGAGAGACAAAAGUYCGUUUCCAGGUUCUAUUUUUCCGUCYGAGCUCGGAACCGGGUCUUCCUACACCGGCAGCAACGUUUCUGUSAAGCUCGCAAAAGCCUUUGUGCAGCGAGACGGCUCUUCGGGAAACAGUGCSGGGAUUGUCAUUCUUCCUCGAACCGCUCCCGGCAGCAACGACCCCGAACACGGGUCCCGGAGCAAGCCGGGGUCGGAYGAAUCGUUGUUUCCCUCUGACGGCGUCUGUCUUCGGGUUGCGAAACGCGUCGGCCUCCCCGAGACGAGCUUCGUUUUGUGUUCUACACCGGAWCUUGGUUGCCGGAGAGAYGGAGAGAAACAAUCACAGCRCGACAAUGGCAGGGCUGUCUCUCCAAAUCUGUCUCGAGACAGACAGAAAGGACUAUCUGGUUUUGGAAAGAACGACGAAGACGAUGGUGCCGAUUUCCAGGUGAAGUGGUACACACCAGAACAAGAGGUUGACAUGUGCGGACACGCUACCAUUGCUUUAGCGGGAUAUCUGUACACAAUGAUGGCGAAGGAGCAAAGACUCGUGGGUGCGAGGUGCGAUCCGAGAGACGGUGCUURCUUCUGGAGAAUGAAAUGCAAGGCUGGAUUGCUCGGAAUCGAGGUKUUCGAAGGUGCACACAAUGAAAGUCAUUCCGGCAGUGCAGUGUACAGCAAAAGGGGAACUAAAAYCGAUGUGGAAGACACGAUUCCUCUCUUGCGYGUUGUUAUGGAACAGGCAAAUCCAGAGUACUGUGGCARCAUCGACCUCAACGAAAUUGCGGUAUCACUCGGCAUCRAGGCAGAUACCGAUUUGGCAGUCACUGCUAUCGAUGGGAAUGGUGAGAACCACGACAACAGCAGRCAUAAAAGCGGUCUGGUCUUUCCAUUUUCUCAUUGCGAAAUUGUUUCCACYGGCGGUCGUGACCUGAUGAUUCCGGUUCGUUCUGCUGUUUUGAACGAGAUGGACAUACUAGGAAAUGAUGAAAAAAACAAUUCGGCACGCAGCUCUACGAGAAGCCUAUUGCUGAGCGAAAACAUCAACGCCAUCUCCAGGUGCUAUAACUUGGUGGGAUACCAUAUGUUCGAGGUUGACGACAGAUUGUUUCCACAUAAUUGUGUAUUCAAUGACGAAACCGGAGCUUCCCUCGGGACGAAACCUUUCAGAGACGCCAAAAAUUACGAAGGAAACAACAGAGACAACGGUUCUYCCAUACAUUUGAACGARYUGAUUCAUAUAUUUCAAACUGCCAGACAAGAAGGAACAGACGGUAUCGAACGCUGCUUAGAAGCUGUUCUUUUGGAGCAUCCGCAGCAGCAAGUUUGGCACGAAGACGGCGAGACAUACGAUAGCGUUCGAGACGAUGGGAUCGGAAAGAAGGCGAGCAGCCACAAGAGCGUGUUACCUUUUGUGAGACACUCACGGAUGAUCGAGGUAACCGGAGUUCGGAACUUUGCACCGCAUGUUGGARUCCCCGAAGAGCCCGCGACGGGGAGUGCCAAUGGAGCACUUGCUUGUUACUUGGUUAAACACCUUUUUCUCGGGGCUCUUCGGUGCGGUGGUCACGAGGAUCRCCAUCAAAACAUGACACYACUAGAUACGUGCAAUCCCAUUUGGUUUCGGUUUUUGUUUGAACAAGGCAAAGCCAUGGGAGAACCCUGUUUGGUCGACGCCGAAAUCGAAGUCGUAGGUGGUGCCAUCGGAACCGUGAAAGUUGGUGGACUCGCAAGAGUUKCCGGAGAUACUUUAGAGUUGGAUUUGAAUUCUUUAUGAUAAUGUGAUCUCCACCAGAACCUUCGAUGCACGUUCCGGAACAUUGAGAAACAAUUUCACCAUCCAAGACACGUUAGAUAGUUGGUCCUUUCGGUUUCAAAGGGGCACAUGGCGCAGAAUCGAUCACCACAAAGAUUGAUGUUAUUAUUGUGUCCUUCCGACGAACUGGUCGUCAUGGAGAGUGGCUUCAUWYAUGACUGCUUGUCAAUGACUCUACAAUAAUUCUCGUGUCCGACU
Pseudo-nitzschia multistriata is the source of this 2263-nucleotide messenger RNA. The record is from the annotation of a GenBank genome assembly. Lineage: Eukaryota; Bacillariophyta; Bacillariophyceae; Bacillariales; Bacillariaceae.